Molecule: messenger RNA, 1373 nt
Organism: Suncus etruscus (white-toothed pygmy shrew)
Lineage: Eukaryota; Metazoa; Chordata; Mammalia; Eulipotyphla; Soricidae
Gene: NR1H3
Product: nuclear receptor subfamily 1 group H member 3
Exons: 9
Coding region: 33-1373 (446 amino acids)
Biological process (GO): positive regulation of transcription by RNA polymerase II; cell differentiation; negative regulation of transcription by RNA polymerase II
Molecular function (GO): RNA polymerase II cis-regulatory region sequence-specific DNA binding; zinc ion binding; nuclear receptor activity
Source: RefSeq, a predicted model, not a curated record
UCCCUGGGGAAUGUCCAGAGUUUGAGGGAGCGAUGUCCUUGUGGCUGCAGGCCCCCGUGCCCGCCUUUUCUCCUGACUCGACUGCAGCGCUGUGGGAAUCGGAAACCCCGGAUUACUGUGUGCCGGUGAGAGGAGGCAGCAGCUGUGUGCCCAGGGAGGCCAACGCAUACCCCUCCAUGGGGGCCCCCGUGCUGGUAGGCCUGGAGGCCCUGAGGCCCACAGCCCCAUUCCCCAGGAUGGAAACCCCUCCAGAUUCCACAGAGUUUCGACCCCAGAAGCGGAAAAAGGGGCCAGCCCCCAAAAUGCUGGGCAACGAGCUGUGCAGCGUGUGUGGGGACAAGGCCUCCGGCUUUCACUACAACGUGCUGAGCUGCGAGGGCUGCAAGGGCUUCUUCCGCCGCAGCGUCAUCAAGGGGGCUCGCUACCUGUGCCACAGUGGGGGCCACUGUCCCAUGGACACCUACAUGCGGCGCAAGUGCCAGGAGUGUCGCCUACGCAAGUGCCGCCAGGCUGGCAUGCGGAAAGAAUGUGUCUUGUCGGAGGAACAGAUCCGCCGGAAAAAAAUGAAGCGUCAAGAAGAGGAGCAGGCUCAGGCCACAUCCGCACCCCUCCAUUCCUCCUCCCCAUCCCAAGUGUUGCACCAGCUCACCCCGGAGCAGCUGGGCAUGAUUGAGAAGCUGGUGGCUGCCCAACAGCUGUGCAACCGCCGCUCAUUCUCUGAUCAGCUUCGUGUCACGCCUUGGCCCAUGGCACCCGACCCCCAAAGCCGGGAGGCCCGGCAGCAGCGCUUUGCCCACUUCACCGAGCUGGCCAUCGUCUCGGUGCAGGAGAUUGUGGAUUUUGCCAAACAGUUGCCUGGCUUCCUGCAGCUGAGUCGGGAGGACCAGAUUGCUCUGCUGAAGACUUCAGCGAUCGAGGUGAUGCUCCUGGAGACAUCUCGGCGCUACAACCCUGGCAGUGAGAGCAUCACAUUCCUCAAGGAUUUCAGCUAUAACCGGGAAGAUUUUGCCAAAGCAGGGCUGCAGGUGGAGUUCAUCAACCCCAUCUUCGAGUUUUCCAGAGCCAUGAAUGAACUGCAGCUCAAUGAUGCUGAGUUUGCUUUGCUCAUUGCCAUCAGCAUCUUCUCUGCAGACCGACCCAACGUGCAGAACCAGCUCCAGGUAGAGAGACUACAACACACAUACGUGGAGGCCCUGCAUGCCUACGUCUCCAUCCACCACCCCCAUGACCCACUGAUGUUCCCACGAAUGCUAAUGAAGCUGGUGAGCCUCCGAACCCUGAGCAGCGUCCACUCCGAACAAGUGUUUGCACUGCGUCUGCAGGACAAAAAGCUUCCCCCGCUGCUCUCAGAGAUCUGGGAUGUACAGGAAUGA